AUGUCGACCCGACCACGCGCUUACGUGAGCGCCCAAGACGACGUGCGGUCCACGGACUCGCGCAGUUCAGCGCGUCCCCGGGCUUUUAUCCGACGGGAUGACGACGACGCGGGAUCUACGGGGUCCCACAUGUCUGUGGGACGUCCCAAAGCUUUUAUCCGGACGGACGACGACGUGGGAUCCACGGGGUCCCACAUGUCAGUGGGACGUCCCAAAGCUUUUAUCCGGACGGACGACGACGUGCGAUCCACAGACUCACGCAGCUCGGCGCGUCCCCGAGCUUUUGUCCGGGGGGACGACGACGUGGGAUCUACGGGGUCCCACAUGUCUGUGGGACGUCCCAAAGCUUUUAUCCGGACGGACGACGACGUGCGAUCUACGGGAUCCCACAUGUCAGUGGGACGUCCCAAAGCUUUUGUCCGGGGGGACGACGACGUCUGCUCGACGUCAUCGCGAGCAUCAGCCCGACCCAAAGCUUUUAUCCGCAACGACGAUGACGGCAGCUCCUUGUCCAGUAACCGCGGAGGUCCAAUGCGCGUGAACCAGGACUCGAAUCACGGCAGCAGUAGCGUGACCGGGAGCAGCAGCUCGAGCCGUCCACACAUUGGGAUUGCAGGUGGGGGCGGCUUGACAGCCGCGAUACUGCAGCAACAUCGCGCGUCGGCUGGAGUCAGUGGACUGGAUCUGGGUGCAGCUCGCGCCCGCUAUGAUCUGGAUGAGACGCGGUCCAUGACGGGCAUGUCUGCUCGGCUUCGGCGGCCGCUUCAUGCUACGAGUCGCGCCCCCCUUGCUCAACCAUUGAGCGCCAGUAUGGGUCCGCGGAUCCGCGUCCCGGACGCCGACAUCCCCAGCGACAUUCCAAACCACGUCAUUGACGAGAUCAAGAAGAGUCUCGAGAUGCACUUUGCGUCGCGCAAUGGCGCUGUGGAUAAGAAGGUGGCGGACUUGCGCACGGACGUUGCGAGCUUGAGUUCGCAGAUCUUGGAUCUACGUAAGGUGGGCACUAGCGCUAAUCUAUCGGGGCACGCAGCCUCGGACUCUAUGGGUGUUCAGGCCAGCACCGUUGCAAUAGCGCGCCUUGAAAAGCACAGUGCGGAGGUUUUGGACCGCCAAGCAAGAGCUGACCGCGAGUUGACAGAGCUUAGCACUCGAGUCAAUGCGCUGUCGUCUGCGACCAUGAAGAUUUCAGCGCUGGAGGACAACAUUGAGGCUUUGGUUGCCAAUCGCCAGAAGCAGGAGCAAGGAUUAUUUAAGCUUGCAGAGAGGGUGCAGUUGAUGCACCGUCAAAUAGGCAGCUUGGUGGAUAUGAAGGCUGUUGAAAACUUGUUGAGCAUUCGUCUGACGCGAGAAUUUCGUGAAAUGGAGGACCGACUAUCGCAAAAUGUAAUUCAAAUUGCCGAGAAGAUGGAGCAGAAGGUGCAAAGCUUGGAAGAGCAUUCGUUCUUGCAGCGCCAGGAGGGUCUAGCUGCUUUGAAGAAUGAUCUGUCGGAUAAUAUUCAGAGUCUGCACAGCUCGGUACUACGCCGAAGUGAACUGCUUCCGUUGCAAGAUGCUCAUAUGCAGGACAGAGAGGAGGUGGCACGGCUUUUAAGCGUUUUGAAUCUUCACGAGAGAAAGCUUCAGGAGGCCAAGGAAACUAGUAACUCACUGCGCGAUGAGAUGAACAAGGCGAUGGAGAGCCAACAGUGUAGUGCUGCAGCCUUGAUGGAGGAGAAGCUUCAGCAGAUUGCAAGUAGAAACGAGGAAAAGUCGAAGUCGAUCGACGAUCAGCUCUCAGAGCUUGCUGAAAAGCAAAAAAAGCUUGAGGAGGCCACAAAGACGCUUCAGGAAAACAUGACGCAGACCGGUCAGCAGUUAAGCCAUGACUCUGUGGACAAGGAUGUGGGGAAUGAUAAGCUGCGUCAGCGUCUUGCUCGCUCUGUAGUAGAGCUGGAGGUCCUGGCAACGACAAAGGCAGAAGUAGAGCACCGCUUUGCUGCUGCGGAAAAGCAGUUUGAAGCAAGGUUGGAGGCACUCCGUAUGACUCUGACCAAGGCGGAAGAGCAGAAGGACGCAGAGCGCUUGGAGCUUGUGCGAAAGCUGCAGGAGGAGAGUAAGUUGAUGGGUGUUGCACAGGGAAAGAGUACAAUGCUGGAAACCCUACUGGCUCGUGAAAAGGCUGAGAACGAGAAGAACAAUGAGCUCAUGCGUAAGUCGAAGAAAGAGGUGGCAGAAAUUCGUGACCAGAUUCACAAGUUGGAAAGCAAAAAAGAGAAGGAGGUCCGGCGGCUGACGUCGGAGCUACAAGCUAAGCAGACCCAGAUUGCACUGCUAAAUAAGACGCUGGAGCGUGUUGAGACGGCUUCUGCCAAGAUGCUGGAUCUAUCCAAGGGUGAAGCUAAGUCCGUUCGUCGUGCGAAAGCUAUGAAGGAACACGAGCUAUUCAUUACACAAAUGAAACUGAAGGAAAUGGAGGGUGUAGCUCAAGCACUUCAAACUGGUACUGAUAUUCAGAAGCAAACCGCAUUUGCAGCUGUGAGCAGUGAGGAGCGCAAGGGGUUGGAGAAAUCGCUUCUCGAAAGCCGUCUAGAGAAGGAGGAGUUGAAGCAGAAGGUCGAGGAAAUGGUUGAAGAGCUCAAUGCGGCUAAGGCAAGUCAAAAAGUGGUUAUGGAGGACGCCAUCACCAGGCUUUCGAGCGAUUACGAUAGCAAGAUCAGUGAGCUGAAGCAGCAAGUCGAAGACAAAGAGCGAACAAUGCGGCGAUUCUGUGAUACGCUCGCUGAAAAGGGCAGCAUCGACGCUAUCGAAGUCGAGCUGGCUGCGCUGAAGGACGAGAAGAACGACUUACUAGAACAACUUCAGCGUGCACAGAUUGAGCACGAGCGUGUUGCACUGAAGACUGAGACGGAUCUCCGUCUCGAACAUGCAGCCGAGUUUGCUGCAAUAACGUCAAAGCUUGAAGCGCGAAUAUCGGAGCUGGAAAGUGCCAGGUCUGAGCUUGCAACGACCAAAGUGACGAUUGCCGAGCUGGAGAAGGAACUGGAGAACCAAGAAACAAUACGCCAGCGUGAGGUGUCCAGUCUCACCGACGAAAUCAAAGAGGCUCGAAGCAAGAUCGAUACAUGCACGACGCAAAUCCUAGAGCUUGAGGUGACCAAGGCUCGUCUGGAGGGAGAUGCAUCUCAUAUCGAGGCCAACAUUGGUGGAGCAUCUGCUGAAAAGGAGGAGGAGCUGGCUGUUGUUAAGAGUCAGAUGCAAGCGGAAGUCGACAAGCUUUAUGCUGAGCUUGCCGAAGUGUCGAGUACGCUGGAGGCCAAGCAGGCGAUGCUUCAGGAGGCAAAGCAGUCGGAUAAAUCGAAUCGCAAGCGGCUGGUAGAAAUGGCGAUGACCCAGGAAGAGAUGCAGAGCCGCUACGUGUUCCAGGUUGACUCGCUGACGUCGAAGCUUAAGCAGGAGCGUGAGAGCAGCCGUGAUUGCGAGCAGGAUCUGGAGGAUACCAUUGCCAAGCUCAAUGUAGACAUCAAGACACUAAAUGCUGAGUCGGGCAAAGAAGUAGACGCCGUCCGCCUAGAACUGAUGAGCCAAAUGACCGAGCUAACAGCAUCUCUACAGGCCUCUCAGCACCGUGAACGACAGCUGCAGUUGCGCCUCAAACGUAUUCUGGGGGAGUUGGUGCAUGCUGCGAACGCCUUGGGCGGGAAUGAAGUGGUCGAGGGUGCAAAAAUGAGUGAUGACGACGCCAUCACGUAUCACCUCGACGCCCUGUACGCGACGCAUCGCCGUACGGUGCAUGAAUUGGAGAGACUCCAGGGUGAGUACGAGCUAACCGUUAAACAGGCUGCCGUGGACAGCGCGACAGCUCAAGAGCUAAGCAAGCACGUGAAGGAGCACGAAUCUCAAAUCUCUGACCUGGAGUCGAUUGUGGAGCAACUUCGUGAGGAGUUGAAGGAGCAAUACCACAAGUUUGCAGUCAUUGCCAAGGGUUCAGACGAGUUCAGUGACGAGAUGGCUUCCUUACGUGAGGAGAAGCGUCAGCUUGAGCGUCAGCUUGAGGAAGAGGAAAAAGACCGUGCAAAGCGCGAGAUAUCGUACCAGCGGCGAACGGAGAUGAAGGAGCGCGAAGUUGACGAACUCCGUACCGAGAACGAAACAUUGACGGCUGCUGUCGCUGCCGUCCGCGAGAAGAUCCGUGCGGUGGAGAGUGCAAAGUAUUACGAAUUGGGCAAACUGCAGAGCAAGCUACAAGACCUCGAAGAGCGGGCAGAUGCACUUCAGCCGAGCGAAUGCAGCUAUGCUGAAAACGUUAGCACUACUCGAGAAGAAAUUGCUUCUUUGACUGCUGAAGUGCAGUCGUUGUACCAGAAUUUGACUGCAUGCUGCGGCAUCAUGGAGUGGAGUGAGCUUCGUGCGAGUUUGUUCGAUGAGGAAGAGAAGCUGGCGCGAGUCCGUUCAGAGCACGCGCAGGAAUUAGCCAAGGUCCAGUCAGUCGAGCAGGAAAUUUUGAUGAACGCUGAGUUCCUAAAUGCACUGAUGGUGGCCCAUGGCUCGACGGAAGGAGAUGGUAAACUGCUGAGUGAUUUUCGCUGGAUGCAAAAGUAUGUUUCAAUUGCUCCAGAGAUUGUGGAAAAGCUCCGCAAUGUAGAGUCACGGUUGCGAGAUGCAGUGGCGGAUCUGCAUGCCGACUCGACUUCGUUGUUCUCGACAGGAUCCUCGAAAAAUCUUUCGAGUCGUGGGGGUGGUAAGGGCGUGGCUGACGAAGUUGUCGCGCGGCCUCCCAGCUCGCAGAAUUCGUCUGUCGACGGUGCUACGAUGGCACUUGCGUUGGAGAAGGCUAGACAGGACUAUUUCAACGAGAUAUCGGAGGCAGGUCAGGUGGAAGGCGUGGAUGAUAACGACGAUUAA
This is a messenger RNA of Peronospora matthiolae, 4881 nucleotides long. The record is from the annotation of a GenBank genome assembly. NCBI's taxonomy places the organism in Eukaryota, Oomycota, Peronosporomycetes, Peronosporales, Peronosporaceae.